Cuscuta epithymum is the source of this 3255-nucleotide messenger RNA. The record is from the annotation of a GenBank genome assembly. NCBI's taxonomy places the organism in Eukaryota, Viridiplantae, Streptophyta, Magnoliopsida, Solanales, Convolvulaceae.
UUCAAAUCCAAUUCCACGUAAUAGUUUAGCUCCUGAUUAACUCUAGAUUAUCUCUAUAUCCUCUCUCCUCCGGUCUAGAAUCGGCGGGCUCUCAAUUGAUGCGUACAUGUGUAUAACUCUUCAGAAAUUGGAAUGCACUCUGUAUAUUUUAUGUUGAAGCAUUAGGGUUCGGAGUGUCUGAAUCUCACUCGAUCUGUGCGAAUUGAGAUUUGGAUGCGGAGGACGUCAACUUAUAGGGGUGAGGGUUUUUACAUUGCGAAGAGUAGGGUUCUUGGAUUCUCGCGGUACUUUUCCUAGUGGAGAUACUGUCGAUCUGUUGCGGCAUGGAUUCGUCACUUCCUUCUGCCUCAAUGGCGGUGUCUGGUAACCGAGAAGCUGCUGUUUCUUCAGCAGCCGCGCUGGCAACUGCAGAGGACGAGGUUUCCCCUCCCACUAUCUCAGGACUGACCAGAGAGGCAUCCCUUCUUUUCCAUACGGGACAAUAUAAGGACUGCAUUAGGGUUUUGAAUCAGCUCCUGCAGAAGAAAGAAGGCGAUCCGAAGGUUCUUCAUAACAUAGUCAUUGCAGAGAACUCUCAAGAUGGGUGUACGGAUCCCAAGAGACUCAUUGAAGAACUUGAAAAUUUUAAGAAUCGAAAGGAGCAGCUUGUAGGUGUAUCUGAGGACCGUGCUGAGGCUGCUACUGGGAAUUCUGGCUGUAAACAUGCUGGCGGGAUUAAGGGAAAUAAUAGCUCUAUUGACACCCUUAAUCAGGAUACUAACCUACGUAGCUCUCAAGCUGUUUUCACUGAUGAAUUGGACAUCUCUGUUAUGUUAUACAACCUAGCAGUUUGCUGGUUUCAUUUACAUGAAUAUACAAAAGCCUUCUCAAUUUUGGAUGAAUUGUUUCGGAAUAUACAACCAGUAGAUGAGGAUACUGCAAAACGUAUUUGUCUUUUGUUACUGGAUGUUGCACUGGUUUCCAAUAAUGCAAAAAGAGCUAUGGAUGUGAUUGGCUACCUGGAGAAGGUCUUUUGUAGCAGUAGUUUGAUUAAUCAAGCUACCAGAGGGAACUCUACACCACAACAUGGCUCAAACCUUCAGUCAAAACCUGUUUCAGGUUCCAGCAAUUCAACCAUUCCCAAUGCAAAACAUCAUCCUGAUCCAUUAGUUGCUCCAAAUAAUUCUGAGAGCUCCUUGACCAGAUCUCUAUCUGAGGAGGUUCUUGAAGAUGACACAUUACAUUUAAUAUCAUCAAUCGAGAUGGGUGGGCAGAACCCACCCCCAAGGCAACCUUCAAAAGAUCUUCCAAAGAGCCAAACUGAGGAGUCCAUUUCAACCACAAUGGAUAUGAAUGACAAGCUGAUGCUUUUCAAUGUCCGCUUUAAUCUCUUAACGAGGAACCUCAAGACUGCGAUGACCUGUGCUAAGAACGGUAUGGUCAAAGAAAACUCUUUGGCUCUCUAUCUGAAGUCGCAAGUUGAAUACGCCCUUGGGAAAUAUCCAAGAGCAAUUAGACAACUAGACGAUUCAAGGAAGCGGCGUGAGGAAGCCGGAAUAACGUGCAUGUACUACAACAACCUCGGUUGCAUCCAUUACCGACUCGGCAAACACCACACCUCUGGUGCACUUUUCAAUAUGGCCCUGAAAAGCUGUUCAUCUCUAUGGAAGGAGAAGCCUAAAAAGCUCUCUUCCAUCUCUCAGGACAAGACUGCCUUCAUAUCAUAUAACAUCGGCAUGCACUUUUUGACAUGUGGGAAGCCGGUUCUGGCAGCAUGGUAUUUUUACAAGUCUAGGUCUGUUUUCUACAAAAAGCCUCUUCUAUGGUUGCGUUUGGCAGAAUGUUGUCUGGUGGCACUUGAACAGGGACUCCUGAAGUCUUCUAGUACCUCUUGUUCUGAAAAAUCAGGAAUUGAAGUGCACGUAGUUGGAAAGGGAAAGUGGAGGCACCUUGUUAUUGGAAAUGACAAUUCCAUUGGUGGGGAGGAAUUGGAGGUCGGUGGCGGUCAACCUAAUCUCAGUAUGACUUUCGCCCGGGAGUGCCUUUCAAUGGCGUUGUAUUUUUUGAGAUGUUCUGAAUUGCCUAAAAAUGAGGAAAAUGAACCCAGAGAAACUAAGAAGAUAUCAAGUGUGGUAAACAGUGAGCCAAAAGAGAAAAAGGGUAGCGGGGGUGGUCAGAAUGCCUCCCAAGUUCAGAGCUCAUCCAUGUCAGAAUAUGAGAAUAUUUGUAGAGAAGAGAAUCAGAUGAUUGAGCAAGCUCUUCUUGCUGAUCUUUCUUAUGUGGAGCUUGAAUUGGAGAAUUCAUUAAAGGCUUUAUCGACAGCGAAAAAUCUACUAAAACAAUCUGUAUCAUCUAAGAUAUAUACCUUUUUGGGUAAUGUCUAUGCAGCUGAGGCUCUAUGCUUGCUUAGCCGCCCAAAGGAAGCCGCAGAACACUUGUAUGUUUAUCUUUCAGGGGACAAUGGGGUCCAGCACCCAUUUGAUCAAGAUGAUGUCGAAGCGUGGAGAGUGGAGAAGUCUGUCGACUCCAAGGAUCCUUCAACUUCUGGGAGUGUGACCGAAUUUAAGAGCUCUGUGUUCCUUAACCCAGAAGAGGCUCGAGGGGUUUUAUUUGCCAACUUGGCCACCAUGUCAGCAAUGCAAAGAGAUCUAGAGCGGGCCCGAGAAUACGUGAUGGCUGCACUGGCUAUCAUGCCCCACAACAGCAAAGUGAAUCUCAUUGCGAUAUAUGUCGAUCUUUUGGGUGGAAAGACAGAAGAGGCCCUCAACAAAUUGAGACAGUGUAGGUCGGUUAGAUUUGUGCAGGAGGGCCUUCCUGGAAACAGUUCAUCUUUAUGAUUGAUUGUAUUGUUUUGGAGCCUGUCUGCCGAGGUAGUGUCCAGCAAUCAUCAAUCCCUCCUUAUACAGGUGAAUAGGUGAUUUGUACCAUAUAUAGUUUCAUCAUUCCUAUGAAUAAGUUUUUUCAUUUGUUUUUUUUUUGAAAAUUUUUCUUUUCAGUUGUAGACUUGUAGGUUUAUUUGUGGUGGGGAUGAGGAUGGGGGAAGAGAUUAUUUUUGGCUAUCACAGAUGCCCUAUAAGAACAGAUUUAAAAUGUAGCUUUAUAUUUAGAGAACUGUGUUUUUGUAGUCUAAUUUUUUAGAUUUAUGUGUUGCCACCAGAGGUUGUCCAGGGCUAUAGACUGAGUUGUUUUCCUCUCUUUCAAGAUGGAAUUUUAAAGAAAUUUUUCAUCGUUUAUAUGUCAACAUUUUCAGUUGAAUCAUCAUGAUUUUGAUCUCAG